Messenger RNA from Cyprinodon tularosa, 2001 nucleotides. Its product is annotated as zinc transporter ZIP9. Lineage: Eukaryota; Metazoa; Chordata; Actinopteri; Cyprinodontiformes; Cyprinodontidae. Gene Ontology annotation, biological process: transmembrane transport; zinc ion transport. The record is from RefSeq and is a predicted model, not a curated record. Bases 221 to 1132 code for a protein of 303 amino acids. Gene Ontology annotation, molecular function: metal ion transmembrane transporter activity. The transcript has 7 exons. Gene Ontology annotation, cellular component: membrane.
UACAAUUGCGCACAGCUAAAGCGUGCCAGGUUCAGGCUGGCUGUGAGGGAGGUUCUCCAGGGGAAAGGGAGGAAGACAGAGGUGCGACGUGGAAACAUAAACAAAAGAAGUAACGAGGAAACUUUGAGAGACCUUUUAGCUUUCUGGAGAACCUGACAUAAAUAAAUGAGACGAGAUUCAGCUAAAAGGUGAUAGGACCUGGGAGGAAGCAGCCGUCGCCAUGGACGAGGGGCUGACUAUUACUUUUAUAUCUGUGGCGAUGUUUAUAGGCUCAUUCCUGCUGGGAUUCAUUCCGCUGUUGUUCAAACUCUCUGUGAAAAGCCUGCAGUUUGUGUCCAUUCUGGGAGCAGGCCUACUGUGUGGGACCGCGCUGGCCAUCACUAUACCUGAGGGUGUGGGCUUACUGGAGGAUUCGUGGAGAGAAUCCUCUGAUUCUCCAUUAGCACCGAACGCCAGUGAAGAAAGUGCAUCUUCCAGCGAUGGAAGCUCACCGCCUCGGUUUUAUGUCAGCAUAGCUUUGACCUUUGGGUUCACCUUCAUGUUUGUUGUUGAUCAGAUUGGGGGAUACUUUUCCAAGCAGGAUCGAACAACACAAAUGUCGAACAACGCUCACAUCACAGCCACCAUGGGGCUGGUUAUCCAUGCUGCUGCUGAUGGAUUUGCUCUCGGUGCUGCUGUGGCCACAGGCCAAGUCACUGUACAGGUGAUUGUGUUUUUUGCCGUCAUUCUGCACAAGGCUCCUGCUGCCUUUGGUUUGGUUUCCUUCCUGAUGCAUGCAGGCCUUGAGAAGAAGUACAUUCAGGGACAUUUACUGGCCUUCUCAGCUGCUGCGCCUGUAGUCGCUAUCAGCACUUACUUCAUUCUGCACGCUACUGGAAAAUCCUCUGAGGACCAGCUUAUUGCAACAGGAGUUGGGAUGCUGUUCUCAGCAGGGACUUUCCUUUAUGUAGCCACUGUGCACGUCCUCCCUGAGGUCAGCUACAGCAGGAUAGAAGAACCCAUCUCAAACAGCCAGGAGCACAAUGACGUGGUGACCCACCAGACCAGACACCUGGGGCUCCUGGAGAGCCUCACUCUCAUCCUUGGUGUGGGGCUCCCUGUAGUGUUGGCCCUUGGACUCCACGAUGACUGAAAGAGAAUGGGAGUUUACUGCAUUGUUUAAAAAAACAGAACACUCUCUUAUUGCAGGAAUUAUAUAAACCUGCCAUUGUUUCUGCUUCUUUGGAGCUUUCCAAGUUUUGACAAGAGUUUUCUCUUUCACCUAAGUUUCCAUUACAAGGAAACAAAAGAGGCAUAUUUUUUAUGAGGAGGUACAAGUAAAAUCACACCCAGUGGGUAGAUUUACAGGUAGAACAAGAGAAUAAUUUGAUACUGUCGUGCAAAAAUGUGGAAUCUAGCUUUUGCAGUUUGCACUACAUUUUGUUUUUAUUUAGAGUUUAAAAACAUCAGCUAAACAUAAAGGAAUGCAAACUGAAUGAGACAUUUCCCCUUGUGACUAGCUGUUCCUUGUGUAUUUAUUUGCUUACUGUAGCUUAAAUACUGAGGAGUCCACAUAAAAGACAUGAAAAGUGCAAAGAUACUUUCUAUUUUUGAUGGAUUUUUUUAUGUGAAGCUUUACUUUUUAACAUGGCCCUAUGAAUGUUGUGUAAUAAGCUUCAGCAUUUUAAUUGCAGAGCCUUAAAUCGAGCUCUGAAAACUAAAUAACAAUCUUUUUUUUUUAUUUGAGGAUACCAAAUAAGUAGUGAUGAAAUCCUUUGUAUCUUGGCUGACACUACUACUUACAACCCCAUUUUACUCAUGUUAUUGUUUCUGGGUUUUAUAGUAUUUUUACAAGGUUAUAUCCUGCUAUGUUUUGCACAAUCUCUCCAAAUCACCUUGUGGAUUUGGAGCUGAAUUUUACUUUUGAAACCUCUCAUUUUAUCUUAUAACUUUGGUGAAUAAUGCCAAAUGACUGAAAAGUUUUAAUAUGUAAAGGUGAUUAAAAAAUAUCUUUAAGUUGUU